Messenger RNA from Cylindrotheca closterium, 1275 nucleotides. The record is from the annotation of a GenBank genome assembly. NCBI's taxonomy places the organism in Eukaryota, Bacillariophyta, Bacillariophyceae, Bacillariales, Bacillariaceae.
AUGAUUUCAAUGAUAAUGAUUUUGAAUCAAAAGGGAGACGUAAUGAUCUCCCGACAAUAUCGUGACGAUGUCAGCCGUGCAGAAGCAGAUGCCUUUCGAUUGCAAGUCAUUGCCACCAAGAAUACAGGCACUGAAUCCCCCGUCAAGCGCAUUGAAAACUGCUCCUUCUUGUACACACGUCACUUGAACAUGUUCUUUGUGGCGGUGACAAGAUCCAACGUCAAUCCAGCCUUGGUCUUUGAAUAUUUGUAUCAAUUCAUUCGUAUCCUAAAAGGAUAUCUCGGUGACGACUUUGAUGAAAACGCAAUGAGAAAUAACAUGACACUGAUAUACGAACUCUUUGAUGAGACUAUGGACUUUGGGUACCCUCAAAAUUGUGCCGUGGACGUUUUGAAAUUGUACAUCAAUCUGGGAGAUGUCAAGCCCAAGGAUGAACCCGCACCCUCGCAAUUAACAAGUCAGAUUACUGGAGCUAUUGAUUGGAGACGUGAAGGAAUUCGUCACAAGAGAAAUGAAGUCUACAUUGAUGUGUGGGAAAGCGUCAAUCUUCUUCUUUCGAGUACCGGAGUUGUUCUUCGUAACGAGGUUACUGGGGCUGUUCAAAUGAAUACAAAGUUGACUGGUAUGCCCGAGUGUAAAUUUGGAUUGAACGAUAAGCUUGUGAUUGAAAAGGAGGGACAGAGAAAACCUGGGGUAGAAAUUGAUAACUGUACCUUUCACAGAUGCGUGCGAUUGGGAAAGUUCGAUGCGGAUCGUACCAUUACCUUCAUUCCACCGGAUGGCGAAUUCGAAUUGAUGAGAUAUCGUGUCAAUGAUAACAUCAACUUGCCGUUUAGAUUUAUUCCAGCAGUGCAAGAAGAACAAGGAAAUACCAAGGUUACUAUCAACUUGAAAAUCAUUGCCAACUUUUCGGAUCAGCUGUUUGCAACAAACGUGGUGAUCAAGAUUCCAGUUCCAAAGAACACUUCCAAGGCCAAGAUCAAGCAUAACUUUGGUCGUGCAAAGUAUGAACCAGAGCAACAAGCGAUUGUCUGGCGUGGAAAGCGAUUCCCAGGAAAAUCAGAAUGUCACAUUCAAGCAGAUGUUGAUUUGAUGCCAACUACUAGACCAAAGCCAUGGAGCCGACCACCAAUCAGUGCCGAAUUCCAGGUUCCCAUGUUUACAUCCAGUGGAGUUCACGUUCGUUUUCUGCGUGUCUAUGAUAAGUCUGGAUAUCACACCAACCGAUGGGUACGAUACAUUACAAAGGCUGGAAGCUAUCAAAUUCGAAUCUAA